AUGGAUCGCUCCGCGGCGAAUCUAGGCGUGCUGAGCUUUGGCCGGACGAUGCCAUCGCGGAGCCCCACCCAGAACACUUACGGCCGCCAGGACGUGCCCCGCAGACUCGGCGCCGCUGCAGUGGGAUUCUGGAACCUGACCACUCACGAACCACCUUAUCCCCCAAGACGGACAAGUGGCACCCUCGACCCCUUCACACACAACACACACACAUACCCACGACACCUCAUCGUUGUCUGCUCCCAACAAGCGGUCUGCCGGUCCGAGUCUCUGAAAUCGGCUUCGAGCGGGCACUGUGUAGGCUGCAAUGCCACCAUAUCGCCCGGAUCGUCCGUUUCUCGCCGGGAUCAUGGAGAGCCCCGGACGACAUUGACUGAUGCCUCCCGCAAGACGGUCUGCGGGGACCUACAGAGCCACCAGACUGCAGAGUUGACAGCUGAAGACGACGCGACUGCAUCUGUCAUGGACUCAGCGGGGAGAUUCUGUACGACAGCCUCCCCUUGCCGGCCUUGCCGCUACGCUGCGGAUCGAGAGGAGCACCGUCUUGAUUCGAGAAGGCAGCUUGCAGCUGUCUUCAAUGGUGCGAGGGCACUUUGCAAGAACGGAGCAAACACGGCCCCGAUGAUUCCCAUCGAAUGGCUACCUUAGCUCAGUCCUGUCCGGCGUGAAUGGUAUGCACCAGGCAAUAUGGAUUCCAAAGAUACGGCUAGCUCCCACAAAUGCACAGCUCGACGCGCGAACUUGUCGAUAGUCCACAGCCCCCAAUGAUAGCAAUGGGCUUUGCCAUGUGGCAGGCAACAUAAGCUUCGCGCCGUCCCUUUCGCUGAAAGCUUCCAUGGGCGCCGGCCUUUGAGUGUUUGAGGCAGGGGCCGCAGCUCAGGACACAAUAAGCACGUCCUCGUCUCUCUCUGCCCUUUUGCGUUCCAUACGAGCCAAGAAUGAGGG
Colletotrichum godetiae is the source of this 945-nucleotide messenger RNA. RefSeq lists its product as uncharacterized. The record is from RefSeq and is a predicted model, not a curated record. The transcript is spliced from 4 exons. Lineage: Eukaryota; Fungi; Ascomycota; Sordariomycetes; Glomerellales; Glomerellaceae. The coding region runs from base 1 to 648 and encodes 215 amino acids.